This is a messenger RNA of Haliotis rubra (blacklip abalone), 2241 nucleotides long. RefSeq names its product serine/threonine-protein phosphatase 6 regulatory ankyrin repeat subunit B-like. The coding region runs from base 1 to 2241 and encodes 746 amino acids. NCBI's taxonomy places the organism in Eukaryota, Metazoa, Mollusca, Gastropoda, Lepetellida, Haliotidae. The transcript has a single exon. The record is from RefSeq and is a predicted model, not a curated record. Gene Ontology annotation, molecular function: protein binding.
AUGAAGCAGAACUACCCUGAAAUAUGUCCACAACUAAAAGCAGACAAGAAGGAAACUCUUCAUGAUGCCUGUAGGAAAGGGGACCUGGGCCUAGUGAGAAGCAUCCUGUCCCGAGGUUUGGUUGACGUCAACAGUAGAGAUGAUAAGUACAGGAUGACACCACUCAUGGUGGCAGCACACGAGGGACAUAGACGAUUAUUUGCCUUUCUUGUAAGAACGGGAGCUAAUGUAUCACACGUAGAUGAAAACGGGGACAAUGUCCUGCACUUGGCCCGCAGAGGAGGACGUAUGCGUUUUGUGAAGUAUGUAGUCACACAAUACAGUGUUGAUAUUAACAGUAAGGGAAUGUACGGGUCAACUCCACUGCUGCAGGCUGUAUAUUGUGGUCACAGAGACCUGUUGAAGUUCCUCGUGACCAAGGGAGCUAAUUUGUCACACGUGGAUGAUGACGGAGGGAAUAUCCUGCACUGGGCCUGCAGAGGGGGGCAUGUGGGUGUUGUGAAGGAAAUACUCACACAAUACAAUAUUGAUGUCAACAGUAGGGAGAAUCACGGAGAGACCUCCCUGAUGAAGGCUGCAUCAAAAGGGCACCUAGGCGUUUUCCUGUUCCUCGUGAGCAAAGGGGCUAAUGUGUCAAACGUUGAUGAAAAGGGAGACAACAUACUUCAUCAUGCUUCAAUUGGAGGCCAUGCAAAGAUGGUUCAGCAUAUCUUAUCACAAAACCUGGUGGACAUUAACAGUAGAGGAAAAUACGGGAGGACACCAUUGAUGAGAGCAGCAUAUUAUGGACAUAGAAAAGUGUUUGAACUUCUUGUGAGUAGAGGUGGUCUAACGCAGUUAUUGGAUGAUGGCGGAGAAAACAUCCUUCAUCAGGCCGCUUUGGGUGGACAGGUCGAGAUGGCGAAGCAUAUCCUAUCCGCAGACAUGGUGGACAUUAACAGUAGAGGUAAGACGGGAGAAACCCCGCUGAUGAGGGCCGCAUUUAUGGGAUAUAAAGUCGUUUUUCUGUUCCUCGUGAAUAUGGGGGCUAAUGUGUCAUACGUGGAUGAUGACGGCGACAACAUACUUCAUCAUGCUUCAAUUGGAGGCCAUGCAAAGAUGGUUCAGCAUAUCUUAUCACAAAACCUGGUGGACAUUAACAGUAGAGGAAAAUACGGGAGGACACCAUUGAUGAGAGCAGCUUAUUAUGGACAUAGAAAAGUGUUUGAACUUCUUGUGAGUAGAGGUGGUUUAACGCAGUUAGUGGAUGAUAACGGAGAAAACAUCCUUCAUCAGGCCGCUUUGGGUGGACAGGUCGAGAUGGCGAAGCAUAUCCUAUCCGAAGACAUGGUGGACAUUAACAGUAGAGGUAAGACGGGAGAAACCCCGCUGAUGAGGGCCGCAUUUAUGGGAUAUAAAGUCGUUUUUCAGUUCCUCGGGAAUAUGGGGGCCAAUGUGUCAUACGUGGAUGAUGACGGCGACAACAUACUUCAUCAUGCUGCAGAUGGGGGCCAUGCAAACAUGGUUCGGCAUAUCCUAUCACAAAACCUGGUGGACAUUGACAGUAGAGGAAAAUACGGGAGCACACCAUUGUUUAGAGCAGCUUAUUAUGGACAUAGAAAAGUGUUAGAUCUGCUUGUGAGUAGAGGUUGUUUAACGCAGUUAGUGGAUGAUAACGGAGAAAACAUCCUUCAUCAGGCCGCUUUGGGUGGACAGGUCGAGAUGGCGAAGCAUAUCCUAUCCGAAGACAUGGUGGACAUUAACAGUAGAGGUAAGACGGGAGAAACCCCGCUGAUGAGGGCCGCAUUUAUGGGAUAUAAAGUCGUUUUUCAGUUCCUCGGGAAUAUGGGGGCCAAUGUGUCAUACGUGGAUGAUGACGGCGACAACAUACUUCAUCAUGCUGCAGAUGGGGGCCAUGCAAACAUGGUUCGGCAUAUCCUAUCACAAAACCUGGUGGACAUUGACAGUAGAGGAAAAUACGGGAGCACACCAUUGUUUAGAGCAGCUUAUUAUGGACAUAGAAAAGUGUUUGAUCUGCUUGUGAGUAGAGGUUGUCUAACGCACUUAGUGGAUGAUCUGGGUAGGAACAUUCUUCAUGUGGCCUCUUCACGUGGAAACGUUAUGAUGGUGAAGCACAUCCUCUCAAUGAAUAUAGCGGACAUUAACGCCAGGGACAAGGGUGGGAAAACGGCAGCCAUGAUAGCAAAAUGUAACGGAAAACUUAGACUGUAUAACUACUUGUUUCGCAAGGUUGUCAAGUAA